AUGGAGCGCUCUUCGGCUGCAGCUUCUGCAGCAACUGAAACAGAGCCCGCGCAAUCUCAAAAAGAGGAACCCCAAACCUCUGGCGAAAGGGAGGAGAGCGGAGGAGGGAGCGCGCGCGCGGCCGCGGACGGGCGGCGCAUCCUGUGCGCGUACGACGGGUCGAAGGGCGCGCGCGCGGCGUUCGAGUUCGCCAGCGAAAGACUCGCCUGCCCGUCGGAGCGGAGUGACAGCAUAGUCCUUUACGAAGCCGUGGAGUCCAUCAGCCCGGCCACUUCGUUCAUGGCCACGGAGAGCAUGAUUACGAAGCCGGAGUCGCUCCAGCGAGAAGAGACGCGGCGCAUCAACCAGUCCCUCCAGGGACUUCAGGAGCUAGCCAUGUCAACUAAGGUCCCGUGUGAGCCGGUGGUAAUGAUGGGCGAUGCCCGGGAGGCGAUUCCCGAGUACAUUGCCAAGCACCCGGUGGACCUCGUCGUGGUGGGCAGUCGGGGAAUGAGCGCCAUCAAGCGAUUCUUCUUGGGGAGCGUCAGCACAUUCCUGGUGCAACACUGCACGGUUCCGGUCGUGGUCGUUCCGCCGCCCGCGAAAUAA
This is a messenger RNA of Klebsormidium nitens, 588 nucleotides long. NCBI's taxonomy places the organism in Eukaryota, Viridiplantae, Streptophyta, Klebsormidiophyceae, Klebsormidiales, Klebsormidiaceae. The record is from the annotation of a GenBank genome assembly.